Macrosiphum euphorbiae (potato aphid) is the source of this 390-nucleotide messenger RNA. Lineage: Eukaryota; Metazoa; Arthropoda; Insecta; Hemiptera; Aphididae. The record is from the annotation of a GenBank genome assembly.
AUGCAAGAUUAUUUAGACUCCGGACAUAUGAGUUAUGUAGACAACACUGAGGGCAUUGAUAACACAUCUUUUUACAUACUACACCACGGUGUAGUGAAAUCCGGAAGUUCGACUACCAAGCUCCGUGUUGUUUAUGAUGCGUCAGCCCUAUCUUCAAAUGGAAAAUCGCUAAAUGAUUACUUGUUUGUGGGGCCCAAACUCCAACAGCAUCUACCAGGAGUCAUUUUACGGUUUCGUUUACACGCAGUAGUGUUCAACACCGAUAUCAAGCAGAUGUUCCGGCGGAUUCGUUCAGCGUCUACCGUCACCCGUCACCCGUCAGCCGCCGUCACGGUUUUUAUAUUUAUAUUUUUACAUAUGUGUGUUAUUUUAUGCUAUUUAUUGUGUUAG